This is a messenger RNA of Parus major (Great Tit), 9766 nucleotides long. It is a transcript of the gene SEMA6A, whose product is annotated as semaphorin 6A. Gene Ontology annotation, molecular function: chemorepellent activity; semaphorin receptor binding. The coding region runs from base 681 to 2699 and encodes 672 amino acids. The record is from RefSeq and is a predicted model, not a curated record. The transcript has 20 exons. Lineage: Eukaryota; Metazoa; Chordata; Aves; Passeriformes; Paridae. Gene Ontology annotation, biological process: negative regulation of axon extension involved in axon guidance; axon guidance; neural crest cell migration.
GGCGGGAGACGGAGCGGCAGCGGCGGGAGAGCGGCGGGAGACAGGGAGAGGGACAGAGAGAGAGAGAGAGAGAGAGAGAGGGGCAGCGGCUCCCACGUCCUCGCCGCGCACAGUCCAAUGCCCGGCAGCUCGAGGCGAGCAGCGACUACGCUUUCCUGCCGUGGCACAGCGAGUGCUUCCAGCCUCGGAGUUUUCCUGAAGCAGCCGUCACACCGGGAGCACUUUUGGUAGAAAGGGACCAGGAGACCCCGAAAUGACUUACCUCCCGAGACUCGACUGAAGGGGACUUACUGGAGUGGAACCGUAGUGGAAUUUGGGUCUGGAGAGGAGUUGCUAACGCGGUUGUUUUUUGGGUUUUUUUUCCUUUUUUCUUUUUUUUCUUUUUUUUUUUCUUUUUUAAUUCUUCUCUCUGAUCAGUCCCCUCUUCGCCCAUCACUGGAAAUGAACAAAUUGCGUUUGCAAUUCAGAAAGUAGAAAUACUAAGUAUACCAUCCCCCAGGAAGCACACAUGUAGUAAUGACAAAGGAUUGCAAAGGAGAGAGUGGCUCCAGUUUCCCAGAGAGAUCCCCUAAAAUGGAUUACUAAAUGGGACACUACAUCAGCUAGUUGUCCUCUAGCUGCUCAGAUACAUGCACCGAAAAGGGUGAAGUGAAGAAGUGAAGCCUCACAGCUAAACUACUAUGAGGUCAGAAGCCUUGCUGCUAUAUUUCACACUGCUACACUUUGCUGGGGCUGGUUUCCCAGAAGAUUCUGAGCCUAUCAGUAUUUCGCAUGGCAACUAUACAAGACAGUAUCCGGUGUUUGUGGGUCACAAACCAGGGCGGAACACCACACAGAGGCACCGGCUGGACAUCCAGCUUGUCGUGGUCAUGAACAGGACCCUCUACAUUGCUGCUAGGGACCAUAUUUAUACUGUUGAUAUGGACACAUCACAUACAGAAGAAAUUUAUUUUAGCAAAAAAUUGACAUGGAAAUCUAGACAAGCUGAUGUAGACACAUGCAGAAUGAAGGGAAAACAUAAGGAUGAAUGUCAUAACUUUAUUAAGGUUCUCCUAAAAAGAAAUGAGGACACACUGUUUAUCUGUGGAACAAAUGCAUUCAACCCUUCUUGCAGGAACUACAAAAUGGAUACCUUGGACUAUCUGGAAGAGGAAUUCAGUGGAAUGGCCAGGUGCCCCUAUGAUGCAAAGCAUGCCAAUGUUGCAUUGUUUGCAGAGGGAAAGCUGUAUUCUGCCACAGUGACCGACUUCCUUGCAAUAGAUGCAGUCAUAUAUCGGAGCCUUGGAGACAGCCCAACUCUGCGGACAGUUAAACAUGACUCCAAGUGGUUGAAAGAACCAUACUUUGUUCAGGCAGUUGACUAUGGCAAUUACAUAUACUUCUUCUUCCGGGAAAUAGCAGUGGAGUACAACAGCAUGGGAAAGGUAGUUUUCCCAAGGGUGGCCCAGGUUUGCAAAAAUGACAUGGGAGGAUCUCAGAGAGUGCUGGAAAAACAGUGGACUUCCUUUCUCAAGGCUCGGUUGAACUGCUCAGUUCCUGGCGACUCACACUUCUACUUCAACAUUCUGCAGUCUGUUACAGACGUCAUACAUUUCAAUGGCCGGGAUGUUGUUUUAGCAACAUUCUCCACUCCGUAUAAUAGCAUCCCUGGCUCUGCAGUCUGUGCCUAUGACAUGCUUGACAUUGCCAAUGUAUUUACUGGGAGAUUCAAAGAACAGAAGUCUCCAGACUCCACAUGGACACCAGUUCCGGAUGAACGAGUACCCAAGCCCAGGCCUGGUUGCUGUGCUGGCUCUACAUCAUUAGAAAAAUAUGGAACGUCUAAUGAGUUCCCAGAUGAUACUCUGAACUUCAUCAAAACACAUCCACUGAUGGACGAGGCUGUGCCUUCCAUUGUCAACCGACCCUGGUUCCUGAGAACAAUGGUCAGAUACCGGCUGACCAAAAUUGCUGUUGACUCUGCUGCUGGGCCAUAUCAGAACUACACCGUGGUUUUCUUGGGAUCAGAGAAGGGAAUCAUCCUGAAGUUCUUGGCACGGACAGGAAACACUGGUUUCCUAAAUGACAGCCUUUUCCUGGAGGAGAUCAGUGUUUACAAUCCUGAAAAAUGCAGCUAUGAUGGCAUGGAGGACAAGCGGAUCAUGGGCAUGCAGCUUGACAAGCCCAGCAGUGCCCUGUACGUCGCCUUCUCCACCUGUGUCAUCAAGGUUCCCCUGGGACGUUGCGAGCGUCACAGCAAAUGCAAAAAGGCCUGCAUAGCAUCCAGAGACCCCUACUGUGGAUGGGUGAAGGAGAGCGGGCUGUGCACGCAGACGGUCCUUGGCUCCAAACUGGCAUUUGAACAGGACAUAGAACGUGGCAAUACAGAUGGCCUGGGUGACUGCCAAAAUUCCUUCGUAGCCCUGAAUGACAUUUCAACUGCUUCACCUGAUCAUGAAAUGUCUUACUACACAGUGUAUGGACACUCCAGUUCCCUAGUCCCAAGCACCACCACUUCUGACUCUCGCGCUCGACAGGGUUAUGAUGCUAGGGGACGCAUGCUGGAUUGGAAGGAUCCGCUUGGUUCAUCUGAAAAUACAGAUCCAUAUGUGGCAGUUUCAUCCCAUAAUCAUCAAGACAAGAAGGCAGGCAUAAAUCCGUUGUGCUUCACAGGCCUGAUUCAGAGGAUGUUGUCUGAGACUUAUUCUGCAAGAAAAUAGUAGUGAACAAAUAAUAACAAAAGAGUGUAAAAGUAAUGACUCCCUAGUCCUGAAAGUGACUAAAACAUACCAGAGUUCUUCACCUUGUUUUUGUGUGAAUGGGAUCACUCAUGCAUAACCAUUAACUACAGUACAAAUAAACAUUGGCUAUGUCCAUUACUAGGCUUAGUGGACUUGUUUUGUGAGAGGUGUAGGCAUUGUGAAAUGUGACCCCACAGAUAUAUGGCAUCUAAUCCAGUAAUUUACCCUUGUUCAGAUCAUAUUUGGGCUUUUCUGCCCUGCCAGUACACUCUGUUCAUGGACCUAUUGCCUUUGUGAUUCAUGCCACGUAAGUGACACACAAAUGCAGAGCAUUGCAGACAUCAUUUUUCAAUGCCUUGUCCACAUACUUGCCUGGUUUUUUCUCAGUGCAGGCUCCCUUCAAGCUGGGCAUACUGGGCUGCAGGUGUGUGGUGUGCAGGCAGGGAGGAUUAUAUAGGUCUGCCAGGCCUGGGGCACGCCCCAGGGACUCUCCAGCCUGGGGACUGAGGGCACUGCAUGGUUUACACAGUGCUCCACUCUCUGCUGUGUUUGACCCACAUGCUCCCAGAGCUGCAGCAAAUGGGAAAGCUCUCCGGGUGCUUAGGGACCUCCAUUGUUUUCAAUGUAGCCAAUCCUUUGUGAAAUUCCUUUGUCUAUAGUUUGAAAUGCUUUGUACAAGCACCACCUACAGAAGCUAUUCAAAAUUAAUAUACUUCUAUUUUAAAAUUAAUAUAAAUGUUCCUCCAUAAGCCUGGAGAAGAGGGCCCAGUAAUUCUCAGCAGCGGUGCGGGAUGUCUUGUUUUACAUAGUUCCUCCAUCUCUUGCCAGUCUAUUUAAAGUCCAUUUAAAACAGGCAUGAAGGAGAGAGGGAAAGAAAGUGCCCUGGUGCACAAGCCACUUGGGGGCCCAAAACCUGCUGCCAAAGGGAAGGUUUGUACUUAGCCCCUUAAAGCACUAUUCCCUUGCAACACUUCCCCAAAGGUGCACUUCAAGAUGGCAUCUACAGAUCCUCUGACAGAGACCUGCCUUACCUUCUGCAGGGCAGGAAGGAUCAGGAGAGGAACUGAAGGAAACACAUUGCCCCAGUGGGGUCUUGGCCAGCCAAGCAGAGGGCAGGAACCCACAUGCAUCAGCAGCACCCUGCCAAGAAAUGGUUCCUCCACUGAGAACACACACCUCCCCACCCAGAGGAGGCUGUGACACUGUGGUGGCUUUUGGCAGGGGAGGAGAUCACUGAGCUACUCACUGUCUGUUUGAAUCAUGAGAUCUGUCCCUUACAGGGGCUGCUGGUGCCACACUGCAGAAGUUCCCUGGGGCUGAGCAGGGCAAACAAGAAAGCCAAGAGAAAGCAAGGAUGCUCUGAGCACUUCACUCAAGUUAGUGUCAUCUUAUUCAUUGUAUUAAUGGUACCCACAUUGACCUCAUUUAGCAUGUCAUUGAGGAUGCAUGGAAGUUCCCUUCCAAUCAGCAUUAAUUUGCAUACAUAUUUUUACACAAAAUGGAACCCAGCUGAACAGCUCAAAACAAUAGGUCUCUGUAAAUAAAUCCUGGUCCACUGUCCGGUUCCUCCUCUCUCCCUCCAACAAUACAUUAAGAACUACACAAGGGUGUCAUUUCAAAGAUAAAUGCAAGUCCUGCCCCACUGAAGCUUCUACAUCAGGGAAUAUUUUGCACCUGAAAGCUCCCCAUGUGAAAAAAAGAUGAGGCAAUGGGGUCAAGCAUGUGCAGUUCAGUCCACUUUGCUGCCAGCAGGACAGCCAGGCACACGACAGGUUUGCACGGAAAGCGUUGCCAGAAUAUAGUGCCAUAUAACAGUAAUGCAUCAGCACUAACAGUAGCACAUCGUUCAGAUGAUGACCAGACUAAUUUCAGGGAUGCAAUUCCGAUAAUUCUUCUGCCACAGAAUUAGCAGGCUGUUCUCUCCCUGGAUUAGGCAUGGAUUUUUGCUCCCUAAAUCUUGUUUAUAAAGCAUGUUUAAAGCAAUGUGGAGGACCUCAAGUGCUAGUGUUAUCCACCCCACUGCACUGAAGCAGGAUCAAGUAAACCUAACCCAUUCUUGAUAACUGGUUGUCUUACCCUUUCCCUGUAAAUAUAUUUUACUCUGAGUAGUGAAAGUCACCCGAGGGAUCAACAUCAAGCAUUUCAGAGUGUCCAAAGAAAAUUAAAAGCUAAGAAAGUGAGUUGGACUGGCUUAGUUAAGGCCAGCUUUCUAUUUAUCCAAUUAAAGUUAAUUUCCCAGAAGCAUGGCACCUACUCCAAUGAACAAGUGUUAGAAAGACACAUUGUGUGUGUAAUAUUCAUAUGCUUCCUGCUGAUGCAUGUGUCUGCUAAUGAGUCUCUAAGUAGUCUUUUUAUUACUUUUUUCCCUUUCUUUUAAAAAGUGAAAAUACUUCUCAGAAUAACUGCUAAGUCCAUCUUCACAUGUCUUGUGCAGAACAAUGAUGUGUUAGACAUCUUUGUAUGAAUAGAAACAGGUAAAUAGCCAUAUAUCCCCUGACUGUAAUUUAAACAGCGUAAGUCAGUAGGGAAAGGCUAUAAUUGGAGUUAGAGUAAGUGAGGUGAAAAUUGCUAGGUGGCAGUACCAUCUGCAUCUUGUUUUAAUUAGCCAAGUUUAUUGUCAGAAUAUAAAACUUUCUGCUAUUCAGGUCCCUGGCUUAUUUCAGCCACCAGUCCGAAGUGACUGCCACAUGUCUGGGUAAGCACAAUUACUGAUCAGCAAAGGAGAAUUAUCCUCCCCACUGAUCUGGCUAACAGUAACCGUGUCUAGGAAUAGGGACAAAAAUAUGGCUAACCAAGAUCAUUGUCACAUCUGCUUAGUGUUUAAUGACAAACUCUAUUAGGGCUAACAGAACACUGUUAAUUCAAUUAGAUCAGUGUUUUCCUUUGCUGGCCAUGAUGCAUUUGGAAGACCAGCAACUGUAUGCAGAGCGUGGCAGGCAGUCCACUGCAAGGAAUAAUAGCAUCAUAAAUAAUAUAUUAAGACGAAGACAAAUCUAGCAUGCUGCAGUCAGAGCACAUCAGCCUUAUAGAUGAGUCCUGCAAUAUCACAAGGAGUGGGGGAGGAAAAAAGUAGCUAUGACAGGAAAUUACAGCAACUGUAAAUGACAGGGACUACAUGAGGGAACAAAACUCAUUAGGUAAGCUCUUUAACCAAAGUGCUAGGGAAGCACAGGACAGCCUGCUGGCAGCCAUGGAGGGCCUGUAAGCCCUCACAUUUAUCCUCCUUAAAAUGAAAUAGCAGGCGUCAAAUGCUGGAUUUAAAGGAAGAUGAUAAAUAAAGGAAGAUAACUGGCACAAACCUCAGUGGAAACCCACCUCUUUCUCUGGCCUAGUACUCAGGGCUUCCACCCUCCCUGCAGAGCUGGACUGGGCUGGCUGCACCCUCCAGAGCAAACAGGCUCUCCUCCUGCACAGCAGCCCCCCAGCAGCAGCUGAGGCCCUGUCCUGUUACGGGGCAGCACCUUGCAGGGGGUGACGGGCACAGCUCAGGGCAGAGGAGCCCUUUGUUCCAGCCUGCUGGAUGUGGGUUCGCAGGAGGCCCGCGCCUUGCUGCCACACAGCAGCCCUCAGCAGCCAGUGAGAGCCGCAACUGGAAAUCCUGUGCAGGCCUCUUCACUGUUCAAAGAGAAAGAAACCAAAAUCCACUUCUGCUUCAGCGAACAUGCCAGUAAAAAGAUGCUGAUAAGAGCUUCCUAAAGCUAUUUCUGCCUUUUGGUGGGGGUUUUCUUUGUGUUUUUUUAUGUGUCUAUACAGCCUUGCUUCUAGAGAAAGGCACUCCAUGUCAGAAAAAAAAAAAUAGAAAGAAAAAAACAACUAGAAUAUUUUGUUUCUCUGACUUCUGGAAAUUAUUACAUAAUCUUAUCAAUUCUCAACAAAUACAAUCUAAAGUAUUCAGACUGUUGAUAGAAAUAUUGCUUCUGAUAGCGCAGCAAACUGCAGACUGAGCUUUUAUUAAAUGCUGCAUAAAUUGUCUGUGAAGAAACCUUUUACAAGAUAUGGUGGUUCAAACAAUUUUACAAAGAGCAGGAGACAAAGAGUUCGUUUUGCACUAAAAUGGUUUCCUAGGAAACACUGCAAAAUGUAACAUGAUAUCUCUGUGGAAGUUCAAGGACUUGUGUGUGCUAGUGUGUGUUUCUCCUGACCCUCUUUUUUUUUUUCUUUUUCUUGGUGUGGUGUAUGGUAUUGCUGGCCAAUUUUACCUUUUGAUGGUAGCCCAAGAACAGAAUAGGCCUGUACCACAGCAACCCACAAUCUGAAGGACAUUUUCCUCUUUGAUAAUCAAAUCUCUUCUCUAAACAGAAAAGGAAAAUGUUGAUAGAAACCAAGUCUUUUCAUCUGUAGCACUGUGCUCUCACAAUAAGGAAAAAACAAUGACUGAAAAUGCCCAGAGCCAAAUUUCAGAUUUCAGAUAGUUCUCAAGGUUGAUCCAUGUAUUUUCUCUUAACAUAUAGGUACACAACAUAAACUUAUGUGGUUAAAGCAGAUAUCAACAGCCUGCAAGGCUAUCCAAAGCUAUUCAGAAAUCUGGACAUGUGUCUGAUCUUCUUUAAUUAAAGGCUAAUAAUCCACCCAUCUGAGACAAGUACUUUGUCUUCCCUAGGUGCAAGGAGUGUGUCCCCAGAAAUGCAAAGUUCCUAACUGGGACAACUCAGCUGUUUACUCAAACAAGAGGCAACUGAAUUUACCUGGCUGCAUGCCCUUUCAUUAGUUGUCCUACUCUUAUAGAUGCUAAUUGUGACAGAGCAUUAGGUGCACUUCCUGCAUAUGUUAAAGACUGCAGAAAUGUUGAUGUAUACAACACUUUGCCCCAGCCAUAGCUAGUCUCAAGACCCCAAUAUACUGAAGUCCUUCGCUAGACAAUACAUGACCCUAUGCAGUGCUGCUGCUGUGUCUGCCAUCCUCACAGCUGCAGCCAGAGCAUUCAGACCCAUGCAACUCUGCCAGGGGCUAUGUCCAGUUACAAAAGAAUACUGGCACAAGUGCAGAAGCACUACAGCACUGCAUACAAGGCAGCAGAGACAGACAGACAGGACCAAAGCUCCAGCAUGGCUCAAAGCAAAAACACCCCAUUUGUUGAAGGAUAUUUUAAAAGAAGUUGCUUUGCAACAGACCAUCACGAAAUAAAAAAAAUUAACAGGGUUGGGGAGAUUAUUUAGGUCCUAGGACACCUUUUGCUUAGCCUGGAGAAAGGGCAAGCAGGUAUUUCAGAAAUAAUUGCACUGAAUUUAAGCAGAGUGUCAUUCAUAGGUGACAGGGACAGCACUGGUUGCCCCUGUCAGCCUCAGUCAGAAAACCUCCCUGAGCUAACCGGCCUCUUUGGAAAGCACGCCCCCAGUGCAUUGAUCCUUACCGCUGCCUUCCCACUCCUGUUGCUCAAUUUUAUCACCUUGUUGCAGAAGACGGUCCUUUGUUCCUCAAGUAGAGUCUGGGAGAGUGGCAAGAUGUAGUGUACAUGAUGAUGAUGUAUUUGUCUCUGGUCCUGGGAAAGGUCCCUGGAGAAUUCCUGUUCUGCAGGUAAUUGACAAAUGGGGGAAAACUCACAGAACAUAGUCCAGAGAGUUUAGCUCAUGUUUAUAAGUACAGGAUAAUCCAAGCAGCAGGUGAGCUAAGAGCUGACAUUUACUGUUGGUGCACAAAUGUGAAUUUUGGUGAACUACUGAGUUUGUCAGGAAGCAGAGAGAGCAGCAUUUGUAUCCAGAUGUGUGCUCUGGAAGAGUUGGAGUGCAUUACUGAUGGCAACACAGAUGCUGACCCAAGGAAACACUUGACUUGAAACACAAUUUCAUCAUUGAGCUCCCUGUUUCAAAACUGGGACAGAAUGACAGGUUUUCUGGGCAGGGCCACAGGACCCUCCUGAGGAAACCACAUUACCAACCUAAUUAAGAAUGGUGCUGAGCUUUUUCCAAACUAACCCAGGCCAGACAGCCAUUGAUACAGCAUAAGAACAACUGCCCUCCAAGCCAGUAAAUCUAAAGGAGUUACCUGACAGAGCUCUACACACAUGAGGCCGUGCCAUGAAGGUAAUGAAUGAAUACCUUAUGAAGGUAAAUUGUAGACUCAGGACCUGCUUUCACACACCUUGUUCAUGUCCCAUUAACUGUGUAGAUGUAAUGCUUACUUUGUGUGGUACCCAAAAGCUGUACUCAUGGGCGUAUUGGAAACACCAAGGACAAAGGAAUAGGGCUUGGCUGAUGCACCCUGUAACACUGUUUUGUUCAUUCUCUGCUUUAUUUGCUCUGUUGUACUAAUAGGAUUAAAAUGCAUUUAACUGAGAUUUCAUGUUUGAGAUCAGCAGGUAAUUAAGCCCACAUUGAUACACUACAGUAUAUAAACACUUUCUGAAUAGAAAUGCAUCCCACUUACUUACUUCCCUAAACGCUUUACUCAGAGUGCCCAGUUAGUAAAGAUUUUAAUAAUUCACACCUACAUUCAAAUAGCUCUCCUUUAGCAUAACUUGUGUGCUUAAAUUUCUCCCAGCUGUAUUACAUCUGCAUUUGGCAUUUAAAACCCUAUGCAGACAAACACACUUUUUGAUGUAAGUCAUACAAAUUAUUAGUCAGUGAGGGGAAAUCUGAUUUUCAGGAAGGGGCUUUCUGAAAUGGAGAAGUCUCGAUUUCAGCUGAACAGACUGAAAUUUUGCUUCUAUCUCCCAGUGUAAUCAGCUCAAAAUAGAGAUUGUUUAGAUGGUCCAGUCUCACCCAUAAUUUCCACUGAUAUAAGAUCUCACUUGAUACACAGACUAUGAAAUGCAUUUGGCCUAUUGACAGAAAACUAAAUAGUCUCCAGUGUAUUUGCUUUUAAAUGCACAUGCCAGUUUGUAUAAAAAAUGCAACUCAGUAGUAGAUUUUUUCAUCUUAAUUUUUUAAUGAAAGUAUGAGAAACAAGUCUAGCUGAAUAUUGAGCUACUAGCUCUAAUGCUGAAAAGGACUUAGAAUUGGUCUAAAAGAAAUAAAAACUAAUUUUCCAACUUUAGAUUCUGUGAUUAUGUCAUAUAAGAGAAAGGACAAGCUGUCCCCUGACCUAAAUAAAGAUGUAUUUGGCCUUUC